This is a messenger RNA of Aphis gossypii (cotton aphid), 1284 nucleotides long. RefSeq lists its product as uncharacterized. The coding region runs from base 1 to 1284 and encodes 427 amino acids. The transcript is spliced from 4 exons. NCBI's taxonomy places the organism in Eukaryota, Metazoa, Arthropoda, Insecta, Hemiptera, Aphididae. The record is from RefSeq and is a predicted model, not a curated record. Gene Ontology annotation, molecular function: protein dimerization activity.
AUGAUACCUAAAUUUGAUAAUGUGAUGUUGGAACAUUUGCGUAGAAUGGAAAAAUCACAAAAUUGUCAUUCAAAACAGGCUCAUUAUUUAGGAAAUAAAAUUCAAAAUGAGUUGAUAGCUUUAAUAGAAGAAAAUAUAAAAUCAAAAAUAAUUGACAUAUUGAAAGAAUCAAAAUACUUUUCAAUUAUUCUUGAUUGUACUCCAGACGUGAGUCAUUCAGAACAAUUGACAAUUGUUGUAAGAUUUGUCAAAAAGAACGAAGCAGUAAUUUGUGAACAUUUUUUGGGUUUUGUUCCCAUUAAUGAUUCCACAAGAAAAGGACUUUCAGAUUGUUUAUUAAAUGUUUUAGCUGAAUUAAAAUUAAACAUAAAUGACCUAAGAGGACAAGGCUACGACAAUGAGUUAUAUGUAUAUUUCUCUGCGUCAACAAAACGUUGGAAUAUUCUCAAAAAAAAUAUUUCAAAUUUAACAUUAAAACCUUUAUCAAACACUAGAUGGGAAAGUAGAAUUGAAUCAAUAAAGCCUCUAAAAUAUCAGCUUGGAGAAAUAUAUAAUUCUUUAAUUCAAAUAAACGAAGAUGAGACAGAGGACAUGAACACACGACUACUAGCCCAGUCGUUGUACCCAAAAUUAAAUAUUGGCAUUGCUUUAGAGAUGAUUGAAAAUUUAAAAGAAUACUUUACAAAGAAAAGAAGUGAUGAACAUUUUUUAGAUAUUAUCUCAAAGUCAAAAAAGUUAUCUUUAGAUGUAAACGGAGACACUACAUUUCCAAUAGAACAAAGACUUAGGAAAAGAAAGAAACAUUUUGAUUAUGAAACUGAAGAUGAACCCAUUAAUUUAAUACAAAAUAUGUCUGAUAAAGAACUACUCAAACAUUGUAAUGAUUUACAAAUACAUCUUCCCGAUAAUGUCCUUAAUGAAUCUGAUAUAAGUGGUCCUGAGUUGUACGAAGAAAUUAUAUCAUUAAGAAUUCAUUUAAAAUUAGAUUACAAUUCCCAUGAUGUUUUAAAUUAUAUUCAAACAAAUGGCUUAUCAUCAUUUUUUCCUAACAUGUGUAUUGCUCUACGCAUUUAUUUAACAAUGCCUGUUAGUGUUGCUACAGGAGAAAAAUCUUUUUCAAAGUUAAAAAUAGUCAAAAACUACCUUAGAUCAACUAUGAAUCAAGAUAGAUUGACUAAUAUGUCAAUUAUUUCAAUUGAACAUCAGUUAUGUCAAAGUGUGGACACAAAAUCAUUAAUUGAAAAGUUUUCAGCUGUAAAAGCUAGAAAAGUUCAUUUUGUUUAA